This is a messenger RNA of Erythranthe guttata (spotted monkey flower), 610 nucleotides long. Lineage: Eukaryota; Viridiplantae; Streptophyta; Magnoliopsida; Lamiales; Phrymaceae. The record is from RefSeq and is a predicted model, not a curated record.
UAAUCCAAUAUAACUGCCAAACUUACAUACGAUGAUUUUGUUUUACAUACUGGUAUGAUUUUCUUUUUUGAAUUUGCAGAAUUUACCGGAAUUUGCGAGAUCGGUGGUACAACAGAUGUUCUUGAACUUAAAAAGGGUCAAUUCACUUGGAAUAAACAAAAUAGGAAUAACAGGGAUACAACCAAUCAGAUGCUCGCCCCGAAAUACUGCCACGUCAUCGUUCAAAAACUGCGAUUCGGCACAAAAUAAAUUAUCGAAGUCGCAUAACGAAAUGCUGAAGCAGAGUGUAAUGGCAUUCAAUUAUGCAGCUGCUGCUCCUGUAUUCAUUCGACCAAUCCUCUAUAAUGCUUUCUUCUUGGCCCUCCAAAUUGAUCAAAAUAACCCUCAUCAAGGAAAGUUGUCGGAAAAAUUGAAACCGUGCUGCAUUGGUGUAAACGGGGAAGACAAAAAUAACGGUGAUCAGAAGAAAUAUAUAGUGUGCGAAGAUCCGAAAACGACAUUUUUCUGGGAUUCGAUAAAUCCUUCGGAUCCUGGUUGGUUUGCUGUUUAUUCAGCUCUUAAACACUCUUAAUGCACUUUUGCUAUGAAACGUUUUUUUUUUUUUUUUUUU